AAGGAGCUGACUUGCCUGGUGGUGGCGCGCAGCCGCGGGCCCGAGUGAGUUCCCGGCGUGAGCGUCUCCCCAGCCCAGACCCUGCAGUCCACCUCCUUCUCCUCCUCCUCCUCCUCGUCCCGGCCUUUGGUCCUGGCGGGGGUGGCAGAGGGCGGGAGCCCAGAGGCGCAGGCCGGGCAGCCGGAACCGUCGCACGCCGAGCGGAGCCGGGGGCCGGGGGCCCCGCGAUGGCCGCGGGACGCAGCCACAGGGAGCCGCGGCGAGGAUACCCGGGCGCCCCUCCCUAGCGGGGCGCAGCCUCCUCCUAGCCCGCCGCCCGACCGGCGGGAUGGGGGGCGGAAGGUCUGCCCUGAGGGUCUGCGCGGACCACCGCGGGGGCAUCAACUGGCUCAGCCUGAGCCCCGACGGGCAGCGCCUGCUGACGGGCAGCGAGGACGGCACGGCCCGACUCUGGAGCACCGCGGACGGCCAGUGCUGCGCCCUCCUGCAAGGGCACGAAAGCUAUGUGACCUUCUGCCAGCUGGAGGACGAAGCCGCCUUCACGUGCAGUGCUGACUGCACCAUCAGGAAGUGGGAUGUGCUGACCGGGCAGUGUCUGCAGGUGUUCCGGGGACACACGUCCAUUGUGAACAGGAUCCUGGUCGCCAACAACCAGCUCUUCAGCAGCUCCUACGACCGGACAGCUCGAGCCUGGAGUGUGGACAAGGGGCAGGUGGCCCGGGAGUUCCGGGGCCACCGCAACUGUGUGCUGACUCUAGCCUACUCUGCCCCCCAGGACCUCCCUGGGGCUCCGUGCGCGGAGGAGGCCGUGGCCAGGGGGCUCCUGGUGACGGGCAGCACGGAUGGCACGGCCAAGGUCUGGCAGGUGGCCAGCGGCUGCUGCCACCAGACACUGCGGGGCCACACAGGUGCCGUGCUCUGCCUGGUGCUGGCCACGCCUGGCCACACGGCCUUCACUGGCAGCACGGAUGCCACCGUCCGAGCCUGGGACAUCCUGAGUGGGCAGCAGCUGCGUGUGUUCCAGGAGCACCAGGGCCCCGUCAUCUGUCUGGAGCUGGUGAACCGGCACGUGUACUCGGGCAGCGCCGACAGGACCGUCAAGUGCUGGCUGGCAGACACGGGCGAGCGUGUGCGCACGUUCGCGGCCCACAGACACAGCGUGAGCGCCCUCAAGUACCACGCGGGCACCUUGUUCACAGGCAGCGGGGACGCCCGCGCGCGCGCCUUCGACGCCCAGUCUGGAGCGCUGCGGAGGGUGUUCCGCGGCCACGCCUUCAUCAUCAACUGCAUCCAGGUGCACGGCCAGGUGCUCUACACGGCCUCGCACGACGGCGCGCUGCGCCUCUGGGACGUGCGCGGCCUCCCGCGCGCCCCGCCGCCGCGUCCGGUCGCCCCCAAGCGCAGCCUCUCGCGCCUCUUCAGCAACAAAGUGGGUUGCGCCGCCGCCGCGCCCCUGCAGCCGGCCUGAGACGCCCCGACCGGCCGCCCACGGACCCGCGGAGGGAGCGCGGCCCGCCGGCACCGGGGGCUCCGAGGGCAAGGACCGGGGCGGCGGUGGUGCCUGUCCUC
This is a messenger RNA of Eubalaena glacialis (North Atlantic right whale), 1569 nucleotides long. It is a transcript of the gene WDR86, whose product is annotated as WD repeat domain 86. Bases 329 to 1468 code for a protein of 379 amino acids. Gene Ontology annotation, molecular function: protein binding. NCBI's taxonomy places the organism in Eukaryota, Metazoa, Chordata, Mammalia, Artiodactyla, Balaenidae. The transcript is spliced from 7 exons. The record is from RefSeq and is a predicted model, not a curated record.